UGCAAGUAAAUUCAGCCAUUUGAUAAGCAGGUGCAUAAGGAGUGGCACUGGGUGGCACUUCACCUGAAAGGGGAAAAAGAGACUUAAAAGUCACUAACUUUUACUAGCUUAGUCACUUUGCUCUCGUAAGAACCGGUCGCUGCAUAGACAGUCAGGAAGACUGUAGCAGCUGCUUGCAAGAUGCCUCAAGUAUUCCACGUCCCCAGCAAGGACGCCAUCAGCGAGCCAGUGGAUGCCAUCUGUACCCAGUUGGACGGUAGGACGUACCAUCAGAUCAGGAAUGACUGCCUCAGGAAUGGUAUCCUGUUUGAGGACCCAGACUUUCCAGCCAAUGACUCGUCCCUUUAUCACAGUGAAAAACCCGCACUGCCCUUCGUCUGGAGAAGACCCAAGGAAAUCUGUAAAAACCCAGAAUUCUUAGUAGAUGGAGCUUCAAGAACAGAUAUUUGCCAGGGUGACCUAGGUGAUUGCUGGUUAUUGGCAGCCAUCGCUUCACUAACAUUGAAUUCAAAUAUGAUGGCCAGAGUCGUUCCUAUGGAUCAGGACUUUGGAGCACAGUAUGCAGGGGUCUUUCAUUUUCAGUUCUGGCAGCACAACCAGUGGCUGGAUGUAGUAAUUGAUGAUCGGCUCCCAACUUUCAAGAAUCGUUUGGUUUUUGUCCAUUCUCCAGAGAACAAUGAAUUUUGGAGUGCACUAUUUGAGAAGGCCUAUGCCAAACUCAAUGGAACCUAUGAAGCCUUAAAAGGAGGCAGCACUUUGGAAGCCAUGGAAGACUUUACCGGAGGAGUUGGAGAGAUGUAUGAGACAAAAAAAGCACCUGAUAAUCUGUUUAAAAUCAUACAGAAGGGCCUUCACAGAGGCUCUAUGAUGGGUUGCUCAAUUGAUAUAUCAAGUUCUGCUGAGACAGAAGCAAAGACACCGUAUGGUCUGGUCAAAGGACAUGCUUAUUCAGUAACUGGACUUGAGGAGGUCCCAUACCAAGGGCGCAAUGUGCAGCUUAUAAGGGUACGGAAUCCUUGGGGGCAAGUUGAAUGGAACGGUGCUUGGAGCGACAAUGCUCCUGAGUGGCAAAGAAUUGAUCCUUCUGUAGCCAAACGUCUGUCCCAGAGAUCAUUAGAUGAUGGUGAAUUUUGGAUGUCAUUCGAGGAUUUUAAGAAACAUUUUGACAAACUUGAAAUAUGCAAUCUUACACCAGAUGCUUUGGAUGAUGAUACCUUACACAAGUGGGAGAUGAUGUUACAUGAAGGCAAGUGGGUCAAAGGAGCUACAGCAGGAGGAUGCAGAAAUUUCAUUGAUACCUUUUGGACAAAUCCCCAGUUCAAAAUUCAUCUGACAGACAAAGAUGAUGACAAGUCUGGAUGUACAGUCAUUAUAGCUUUAAUGCAAAAAAAUAGACGCAAGCUCAGAAAGGUUGGAGCAGAACUCCUUACUGUCGGAUUUGCAAUUUAUGAGUGCCCACCAAAAGAUGAACAGUUGCCAAAAGACUUUUUCCGCUAUAAUGCUUCCAAGGCUAGAAGUAAAACCUUCAUUAACGUGAGAGAAAUUUCUGAAAGAUUUAAGCUUCCCCCUGGUCAUUAUGCGAUUAUUCCAAGUUCGUUUGAGCCUGGCCAUGAAGCAGAUUUCUGCCUGAGGGUUUUUUCUGAGAAAAAGGCAACCUCACAAGAGAUGGAUGGCAAGAUAAUUGCAGAUAUUCCAGAGCCACCUAAGCCAAAUCCACCUCAACAAGAAACCGAAGAGGAAAAACAGUUCCGCUACAUGUUUGAACGAAUUGCAGGAGAGGACAUGGAAAUUUCUCCAGGUGAAUUGCAGUAUGUCCUGAAUAAUAUUUUGAGAAAACAAAAAGAUAUUCAGUUCAAGGAUCUGAGCAUCUGGUCAUGUAAAAGCAUUGUCUCGUUGAUGGAUACUGAUGGGACUGGAAAGCUUGGGUUUUCAGAGUUCAAAAUAUUCUGGGAAAAACUAAAAAAAUGGAAGACUAUCUUCAUGACUUUCGAUACAGACAGGUCUGGUGCAAUGUCAUCCUAUGAACUUCGCCCUGCCUUAAAAGCUGCAGGAUUUCAACUAAACAACAAAAUUCUACAGAUGGUUGUUCUCCGAUAUGCAGAUGAUCGGUAUGAGAUUCAGUUUGAUGAUUUUCUCUGCCUCAUGGUUCGCCUGGAAACCUCAUUCAGAGCAUUCAGCAAGUUGCAAACCAGAGGUGAAUCUGAAGUUGACAUCAGUUUUCCCAUGUUCAUUGGCCUGAUCCUGAAUAUCUGAGGAACAGACCGCAUCAUAUGAAGAUCAUUAUUUCUUCUGUCAGAUGUAUCUGUGUCUAGCCUUCAAACUGUGCACAACUGGUGCUAAAAUUUUUGUACUUUUCAAACUGUCAAUAAACUUAAAAAUGUUUUAAGAAAGGCA
Messenger RNA from Protopterus annectens (West African lungfish), 2394 nucleotides. It is a transcript of the gene CAPN9, whose product is annotated as calpain 9. NCBI's taxonomy places the organism in Eukaryota, Metazoa, Chordata, Ceratodontiformes, Protopteridae. The transcript has 20 exons. Gene Ontology annotation, biological process: proteolysis. Bases 181 to 2253 code for a protein of 690 amino acids. Gene Ontology annotation, molecular function: calcium-dependent cysteine-type endopeptidase activity; calcium ion binding. The record is from RefSeq and is a predicted model, not a curated record. Gene Ontology annotation, cellular component: cytoplasm.